AUGGCUUCCAAACAAGAUGCCGCAGAGGCCGAGCGGCCCUGGCUGGAAGCCAAGAAGAUCAUCCACGGCAUGCAGAAGAAGCUGAGCCAGAUGAGCAAGGAAGAUAGCAGCAACAAGAAGCUGGCUGACCUUGACUCUGUGGAACAUAUGCUUGAGACUCUCCGCUUGGCCUGCAUGGCCACCACCUUCUCAGAUUUAAGGUUUGCGCACGAUAACCGUGUGCUCGACAAGCUGUGGCAAGUGCACUCCUUGAUCAGCACCGAGUAUAAAAAGGCUCUCCAACGCCAUCGUGGACACGGGCAAAUCGUACAGUUUCGAACCAUUGAGAAGCAGUACGCCAAACACCUGAAGACGGCCCAGUAUUUUUACAAGGGCUUUAUCGAGCGUCUUUCCGCCCGAUACCACCUCACCCCUCUGCAGCGAAUUGCCCGGCUGAUGAAGUCGGAGACAAUCAAGCUAGACGAGGUAAUUGACGCCCAAGAGGCGAAUCUGAACCAGGAGCUCACGCUCGCUUGCUAUCGUACGCUCCUGCAUCUCGGGGACUUGGCCCGCUACCGGAUGAAUACCUCACGACAAAAGGGACACAAUCCCGAAAUGGCGUUGACGUACUACGGCUUGGCCCAGGACCUGAUGCCACAAGAGGGUGAUGCCCAUCACCAGAUGGCGGUGGUGAUGGCGGACCAACACCGGGACUUUGGCGUGGUCUAUCAUUUUUUCCGCUCCUGGGCGGUCCGGAAUCCCAACAACCUGGCGCCGCAGAACCUUGCGUCCGAGUUCAAGAGGCUUCUGCAGCCCCCGCCGGCACGCAAAACCGGCAAUGCUGCGUCCGACCCGUACGACACGUUCGGGUCGUGGCUGAUCCGCCUUCAUGCCUACUACUACAAGGGCGAGGAGUUUAGCCAGCAGGAUGAGCUGGAGCGCGAGGUUCUACAUCGAUGGGAGGUGCUCCUGAAGUCAGCAGAGCAGCCUGCCUACUUACAAAAGGCCCUUCUGACGAGCAUUGCCGCUUACGAUAUCGCCCUGAGACGUGUCAAAGAGGAAUGGAGUGCGGCCAGAUCCAAGGCAUGCCAGUUCGUUCUCCUCUUCAUUGUACGGACCAUCCUUGUUCUCAGUCGUGUGCUGGAAGCCGAGACACAGCGUCUGUUUGGCGGGCCAUCUGUCGAGGAGAAGGCCCCCGGCGACAGCGCCAAGACGAGCGGCAAGGACAGGAAUAGCAGCGACAAGGCAGGCAAGAAGAAGAACUCGGCAUCGGACACGUGCCUGUCGCUGUUCCGGACCUGCAUGGCUUGGAUACUCAUCCAACACGAGGACCUGGUCAAGUUCCAGGAGCACCUGAACCCGCACAUUGUCGACAUGCACAGGGCCGUGACGCGCUGCCUGUCGCUGUUUGUCGAGAUCAUCUCGGGGACGGAGGCAGCCCCUGCGUCAUACCUUCUUCCUGAGGACGCCGAAGUGCUGGGUUUGGCUCCGCUGGACAGCUGGACGGCGCUCCAUCCCAGCAACUCCCAAGACAGCUUCAAAAUGCGCAUCGACGAGGUGGGCGUGCAGCGUCUAGAUCCUGCCCUGGAGACGCUUGCAAGGAUCUACGACAUUGUCGAGUCGGCGAUUAAGCUCGUUAGCGAUGACUCGUUCCCAUGGGUGGCCACAACUGUGGUCGAGUCGAACCGAGAAGUGACCAGGAUCGGCUAUAAGGAAGAUCACGUGACAUAUGCUGCGCCCAUUGCAGCAGCCUCUAUGGCGUCGCCUGUUGUGGCCUCCCCCUUGGUCACAGUGGCUGCAGCACCAAUCGGUUCCAAAGGCCAGGUGCAUCUGCCCAGUCAGCCGGCGGAAGAGCUGGCCAAGUCGCCAUUGGCGCCUCUUAUAGAGGCCGCGCCGGCCGUUAGCCCUAGCAUACCAUGGCUUCCCUGGACUGGCGGUUAUCCGAACGUGACUGGGCCAAGCAGCUUCCCGGCAGCUGCAAGCAUGCCUGUGGCAGUCGAGACGGACGCUGAGCUUGAUUUGAUGGACUCGGAGGCAUUCAGCCGCGUGGAGAACUUCCUCAGUCCGCCCGAGUCGCACCAGCCCCGGACUGUCAGCAAUGCAGGCAGGCCAGAGCCGGCCACCCAGUCGUCUACAUCCUACGGAAUGCAUACAUCUACGGCCGACGACGUUUUCGGACAGCUUAACGCACAGAGAUCGCCGGUAGCAGCCAGCACCACUGCUGCUACGGCAGCUGUUGCAACUGCCGCAGCUGCAGCCAGAAUUCCGACAUGUGGGCCGAACAAGGCCAAGCCGUUUCCCAGCCUGCCCUGGGAAUUUGUGUUCCAGCCCAAGCCAUACCCACCGCUACAACAUGCCAUGGGCAUGGGGGGCCCGACAGCGGCAGCGGAUGAGAAGACGGCCUUUUGGUCGGUGUCACCAAGCGCGCGGUCGCCUGGCGGGCUGAACAACUCGUCUCGCGGAUUUCCCACAGCCCUGUCGCCGGUGGGAGCAGCCAAAGCGGUGCCGGUGCUGGGCAGCAGUCCCUGGGGCCCGACGGACGGCCGACUGCUGCCGCAGCAGCUCCAGCAGGCACAGGCGGAGGCGUUGGGCUUUGGGACCAGCCCGGGACUGUCGUAUACAAGCCACUUCACGGCGAACCCAUCGUCAAGCAUGCCGUCGGUGCAGAGUCCUCGAGGACUGCGAGACCCGUUUGUGUCCGGGUUUGGGAGUCAGAACGGGCCGUCGACGUCUCUGAUGGGCGACAGCAGCUUUCUCGACGGCCAGCAGAACAUGAGGAGAAAAUGGCAGGAGGCGGCGACAGCUUGGGGUCGCGGCACACCGGCUUCCCGCGACGACCCGACACACUUCCGCAAUGCUGUGCGGCAGACGAGCCUGAUGGACGAAACGAAUGCCUACGACCGGAAUGCGCUGCUCAGCGCGCUCGGCAACGGUCACAAGUCGCCACAGUAG
Grosmannia clavigera kw1407 is the source of this 2931-nucleotide messenger RNA. RefSeq lists its product as uncharacterized. Gene Ontology annotation, biological process: nuclear-transcribed mRNA catabolic process, nonsense-mediated decay. Gene Ontology annotation, cellular component: telomerase holoenzyme complex. Bases 1 to 2931 code for a protein of 976 amino acids. Gene Ontology annotation, molecular function: telomerase RNA binding; telomeric repeat DNA binding; protein binding. The transcript is spliced from 4 exons. NCBI's taxonomy places the organism in Eukaryota, Fungi, Ascomycota, Sordariomycetes, Ophiostomatales, Ophiostomataceae. The record is from RefSeq and is a predicted model, not a curated record.